AUGGAGGACUUUAAUCUCCCCAGGCCGGAACGAUUAAAGCUGCUCGAGAUCCUAGAAGAUGAAAUCGGCGACGUGCCUCCACAUUUUUGGGCUGCAUGCCAGAUCUGCGACCUCGGUGCCCCCGAAGACAUAGUCAAUUGUGGGCGCGAGUAUCCCAAUGUUGUGACAGGCCUUACUCUACAAACCUACACAAUGGCGCAUUAUUGGGGUCCAUCGCCUCCUAGAGCGCAAUCGCAAGCCUCGACACUGAAGAAGACAACACCACAAAAAUCAGCAUUAUCCAAUUCAAAUUCAUCACUCAAUCCUCCACCCACUAAGAGGCAGAAGAUCUCAGAUUCACCAGCAACACUGUAUCAAAAUCAAAAAGCUAGGGAUCUAGCUGCAGAAAGAGAUUGUCUGCGCUGUGUUCUCACGAAUAGCCCAUCGGUAGAAGUUGCUCACAUAUAUCCCUUUCAUUUAAUCUCACACCAGGAAGCAGACAAGUUUGGACAACGGUAUGUCUUUUGGUAUCAUUUAAAGAAUUUUUGGCCUCGAGAGAGGAUUGCAGCUUGGGAAGCAGAACUUUUUCCAUUGAGUUUAUGUGAGUUUGGCAUAGACAGAGUCUAUAACCUGAUAACAUUUUCGCGUCAUGCACAUGAUAUGUGGGCUCGGGGAGCCUUCGCACUUAAACCGAUCUCUAGCGAUAAGACCUCCUUGAAAGUGCAAUUCUUUUGGCAAAAGAGACAACAAGAAGGUCAAACAGAAAUGAGUCUCUUAACCACGCCAUUCUCGACUGAAGGACUUAUUCAGAAUACAGAUGUCUUAGGUGGUGGGGCUGCAAAGCUGUUUAAGGAAGAUGGGGCAGAUGAGAACUUUCCUUUAAUUCGAUCUGGUGACUAUUUCACGCUUCAGACUGAUGACCCAGAAUCAAAGCCAUUACCUAGCUUUGCACUUCUCGAGCUGCAAUGGUUUCUUCAGCGCGAUAUACGCAUGGCGGGUGCUGCCGAUGUUGACUGGCCAUCUCUAUCAGAAUCAGCCUCGGAUAUUUCGGACGUGGAGCUUCCAGAUCUUGAAAUUGACGAAGAGGAGGAUUCGCUUUCCCUUGAGCCAUUAUCUUCUCCAUUCGAGCUCAUCGGCAAUGAUAACUCAAACAUUUCUAUACAACCUAAGCAUCAGGAGGCGAAAGGAGAAGGAGAAGGAGCUGAACAAGGAAGACAUGUGCCUACAUAG
Molecule: messenger RNA, 1209 nt
Organism: Botrytis fragariae
Lineage: Eukaryota; Fungi; Ascomycota; Leotiomycetes; Helotiales; Sclerotiniaceae
Exons: 2
Coding region: 1-1209 (402 amino acids)
Source: RefSeq, a predicted model, not a curated record